UGGAAAAUGGCAAGGGCGGUAGUAAUUAUCUUCUACGCCCUUCUAAUUACUGGCGCCGUCGCUCUCCUCUGUUCCUCCAUCCCGCCGCGGCACCCGGCGACGGCGGGGGCAGGGGUCCACCGCCGCCUCGGGUACAAGCUGCCGGCCCUCAAUUUCGACCCGCUCGUGGAGAAGAUGCAGCGCGCGGUCGGCGAAUCAGGAGUACUUCGGGGAGGAAGGGAGGUUCAACAUAACGAAGAGGCUGAUGCGGCUGUUCCCGUCGCUGGACAAGUCGCCGGCCGACGGCAAGAUCAGCUUCUCGGAGAUGGAGAAUUGGAACGUGGCGCAGGGCGCCGAUCGGCUGGCGUACCGGACGCAGAAGGAGUUGCUGUCCCGUGAUCGGGACGACGACGGCGCCGUCAGCUUCCACGAGAACUUCCCCCAAUUUUCCACAUUGGACCUAGCGAAAAAUGAGAUGGGUCACGGUCAAGCCGGAUGGUGGAUGGAGUUGUUCAAACUUGCAGAUGUGAACGGAAAUGGAAACCUCGACUUCCAUGAAUUUAACAACUUCUUGCAUCCAGAGGACAGCCAUGACAGAAAGAUUAAGAUAUGGUUGAUCAAGGACAAGAUUAAGCAGAUGGAUGGUGAUGGCGACGAAAGGCUCAAUUUCGACGAGUUUGUGAAACAUGCUUACGACGUUUACAAGACUUAUGUUGAUUUUGAGAAGACCAGAGUCCCUACUGCUGAAGAAAAGUUUGCGGACCUUGAUGUCGACCAUGACAAGUUCUUGACUGUGGAGGAACUGCUGCCCAUACUUCCCUACCUGAAGCCUGGAGAGCUGACUUAUGCCAAAUUCUACACCCAUUAUUUGAUCGAUGCGGCAGGCUGAUGAGGAUGGAGAUGGUCAUUUGAGCUUGCAAGAAAUGAUUGACCAUGAAACUAUAUUUUACACCACCAUUUAUGAUAAUGUUUAUGAGGGUGAUUAUCAUGAUGAACUCUAAAAAUUCAAAAUUAAUUUCGUUCUGUUCAAUCUCUCUCUCUCCCCCCCUUUGUGUAAAACUUCUUACUUUGUAACACAGUUUUGGGUUAGAGGGUACAUUAUUCCUUGUGUAUCUUUAGGGUAUAAUCCAAAUUUGUUAAAUGCAUUGUGUCUUUCCUAUCUAUCGUCGCGCUUACAGAAGUCAGUAAUCCAAACAUAUAUCGUACUUUAGAGAUGCGGGAAGUAUGAACCUACACAUAUAAGGAUAUAAACAAGGGUUACAUAAACACGAAUAACUUUUCCAAUCAAUACUUUCAAAUGUAGGUUGUACAUGGAAAAAUCUGUAUACAGAAACGAUCGAUCUCAAUCGAUCGUAGUGUCAUGGACCUCUUGCACAUGUUUUUGGUUAAUCUCUAAACUAUAUAAUAUCCACUGUACAGCCAUAGCUAGCUCUGUUGAAGGUUGAAUGUGACAGAUGCAAGAAUGUGAUGAUGGUGGGAAUGAGUGUUUGUGAUUAAUUAGGUCAUUUUCAGUGUGCUUUUCGGCAGUGGAUGUUCUUAGACUAGUUGCAGGCUUGCAGCCCACCAUAGAUGUAUAGUGGAGGGGAUGAAAGAGUUGAAAAUGGAGUUGCAGGUGUUUGUGGAUUUGUUAUGGUGGUGGCAGCUUCCUGGCCUCUUUUUGUGGGUAGUCAAAAGUGUGCCAAGCAUAAUAGUGGAAGGGGGAA
Linum tenue is the source of this 1682-nucleotide messenger RNA. The record is from the annotation of a GenBank genome assembly. Lineage: Eukaryota; Viridiplantae; Streptophyta; Magnoliopsida; Malpighiales; Linaceae.